This is a messenger RNA of Papaver somniferum (opium poppy), 3032 nucleotides long. Its product is annotated as pentatricopeptide repeat-containing protein At2g15630, mitochondrial-like. Bases 108 to 2018 code for a protein of 636 amino acids. Gene Ontology annotation, molecular function: protein binding. NCBI's taxonomy places the organism in Eukaryota, Viridiplantae, Streptophyta, Magnoliopsida, Ranunculales, Papaveraceae. The record is from RefSeq and is a predicted model, not a curated record. The transcript has 3 exons.
UGUCACAGCGAUGUGCAAACUCUUCCCGUUAGCUAUUAGAAACUCGAAUUGAGAGACCUCGCCUAAACCCUUCUCUUCUCCCUCUGUGUAGAUAAUCACUGCAUAAUAUGAAAAUUCACAGAUUGCUCGUCUCCCAUACAUCAAAGAAACGAAUCAAUCUAACCAAGUUCUUCUCCACAAAUCAAGGUCAGUUGUAUGCAUCAUUUUCCUCAACAUCUCACUCUAACAUCCAUGAAAACAACAAAUCCAACACUGGGUAUCUCCUGAAAAAAUCCAUAUUAGCUUCUGAAUGGAACUUAAUUACGGAAUUGUAUUCAAAUUUAUCUUCUUUAGUAGUUCACAAUACCUUGCUUGAUCUUCGUGAAUCACCUAAAACUGUUCUAGGGUUUAUACAAAACUUGGGUUUUUUUCAUUUUGAUAUCAAAUGUUUCAGCUUAUCUAUAGUUAUAAUAUCUCAGCACCGAUCACAUCAAAGUACUGCCAUUGAUCUCUUGAAAAGAGCAAUCCAUGGUGGAUUUUUAAAGAAUAAACCGAUUUUUGAUGAAUUGGUGUUAUCUUGUAAUCUAUUGAAUUCAUCAAAUUCAAUAGUUAUGGAUUAUCUGAUUAGUGCUUAUUGUAAAUUGGGAAGACCUGAAGAAGCAUUACAAGUUUAUAUAUUUAUGAAGGAUCAAAAGAUUCUCCCUCAUACCGAUACAUGUAAUUUGCUACUGAGUUCGUUUGUAAACAAAAAUCUAACUGAAGCAGCUUGGCUUUUUUAUGCUGACAUGUUUAGGUCAAGCAUAUAUUCAUCUGUUGUUACGUACAAUAUAAUGAUAAAUGUGCUGUGUAAAGAAGGGAAACUGAAAAGGGCAAAAGGUUUUAUCAGGGAUAUGGAGGCUCUCGGUGAGAAACCUACUGUUGUAACUUAUAACACUUUAAUUCAAGGUUAUUGUUCACAUGGAAAACUUGAAUCAGCUAUCGAGAUCUUCAAAUCUAUGGAUUCGCAAGGAAUUAAUCCAAAUUCUUACACAUAUGGUUCACUUAUAAAUGGGUUCUGCAAAGAAGGAAAGCUUGAUGAAGCUGUAAAUUUGUUCAAGAAAAUGGAGGGAAGUAAAUUGGUUCCUACUGCAGUAAUUUACAAUACAUUGAUCAGUGGAUACUGUGACAAGGGGAGUCUGGAAACGGCCUUUAGGUUUAGGGAUGAGAUGGUUAAGAAAGGAGUGCAACCCACUAUCUUAACUUACAAUAAGUUGAUACACGCUUUGUCUAUGGAAGAAAAUAUGACUGAAGUCGAAAAUUUGGUGAAGGAAAUGCGGGAAAGAGGAAUGGCUCCUGACGAUGUCACAUAUAACAGCUUGAUUAAUGGGUAUUGCAAGGAAUUGAAUGCAACGAAAGCAAUUGAACUUUAUGAAGAGAUGUUGAGUAAAAGGAUUCAUCCUACAGUUCAGACUUACAGUUCACUUAUCUAUGUUCUUGGCAAACGAAAAAGAAUGAAUGAGGCAGAUCAUUUGUUUAAACAGAUGACUGAUAAAGGAGUAUCGCCUGAUUUAAUAUUGUUUAAUACCAUGAUUGAUGCACAGUGUUCUAAUGGCUACAUGGAUCAUGCAUUUAUGCUUCUGAAGGAAAUGGAUGCGAAGAAGAUUACUCCUGAUGAAGCUACAUAUAAUGCACUAAUGAAUGGGCUCUGUAAAGUAGGGAAAGUUGACGAGGCUCGUGAGCUUCUCAACGAUAUGAAGAAAAGAGGGAUCCAACCUGAUCAUAUCAGUUAUAACACUUUAAUAAGUGGUUAUAGUAGGAAAGGUGAUAUCAUGGAUGCUUAUAAAGUUCGCGAUGAAAUGUUCAGUAAAGGUUUCAAUCCCACUAUUUUCACAUACAAACCUCUAAUUCAAGGUUUAUGUAAAAACAAGGAGCAGGGUCGUGCUGAGGAGCUCCUUAAAGAAAUGGUAAGCAAAGGAAUAAAUCCCGACCACAGCACCUACAUAUCUUUAGCUGAGGGGAAGAGGAAAGAUGAGAACUUGGUGCAAAUUACAUCCACGUGAUACAGGAAUUUCUAGCACAGCUUUGGUAGUUUAUUAGGAAGGAGCAUGCAUUAGUAGGUUAGGGGAGAGUUCCUGAAAUGCUCCAUAGUUUUCUCUCUGUUUACCUGAAGAGGCCGUGGGAUAUAAUUAUGCGCAACUGUCGUUAGUUGUUCUUUCUAUCAGCUUUGGUGGAGCAAGUUGCAGUUUCAUCUACAGUACUGAAGAAGUAAGUUGCCUCACGGGUUGAAACAAGGUUGGAGUCUGUGUUCAGGCAGAUUAGCAAUACUAGAAAUUUAAGGUUUGUGAAUUUACUUUAUGACAUGAUCACGGCGGGGUCUUAUAUCUGCUGCUACAUAACACAUCAGCUCAUGAAGCCUCGAGAUCCUGGAGGAUAUUCAGAACACAGAGGAAAGGCAACCAAUCUGACUGAGAUUCUAAUUAUUUUGGUAGAGCAGUAGACCACAGAUAGAAUUCUUGGUGUCAUUACAGUUAUAUCUAUGAUUCUUCUGUUUAUUUGUAUUUUUAGUUUUACUAUCACUUGCAACUUCUAAUGUAUGAAAAGUGGUACGUUCACUUUUUCAUUUUGUCUAAAACAGGCCAAUUUUCCACUUUUCCUGAAACAGAGAAACAUCAAAACAUACAUAUGAUACAAAUUUGUUAAAAUGAAAAGGAUAUUUUCUAGCCUACCCCAACUUGGUUGAGAUUGGGACUAAAAGGAUUGGUUGUUGUUGUAUGAGGUGACUCAGGUCUGUAUACAGCGGCUGGAAAAAUCAGUUGGCCAGUUAAAAGUUAUAAACCACCACGCUGUGGAUGGAAUAUACCUGGGAUUGAACUUUCUUGAUCUGAUCCAUGUUUCAUGGUUUAAGUACAUUAAGAUUUUUAUUUGUAGUGGAGAAAACGUCUUUGCCACAUAUAGAAUGGUGGAGGCAUCCUGUAAUCCAAUAUGUUAAAAUGGGUGUUAGGUAUGUGGUGUACAAGUCUUAUCUGUCCUCUUCUUUAUAAUUUUUAGAUUUGUAAUUUUGAAGUAUAUCUUAG